AUGAAAUCCUUAAUAUUGAUCACACCAAGUCUCUUGACCCUUAUGCUUAUAACUCGAUGGUUUUCAAAUGCACUUCCCUAUGAGGAGAGUCGGGAAGCUUCGGGCCAAAAGGAGCAGCAUGACCCCUUUCCAGAUCCUGCUGGCGGAUUUUGUCAAAGAAACAAAAAUCCUGCAGGACUGGGAUUUAUUGGUGUAAAGUAUGACCUGCUACGGGGAAACCCCGAGGGGAAACAUUCCCUGGGGGGAGUUGAUCCGGGAUUUGAUAAAACAAAGAGAAUCUUGAAGUUGACCACAGAUGCCGGAGAGAACGUCCCGAUCCAGGUUUGCUAUGCAGAAAGGCAGUCAUGUUCUAUGUCCAAAUCAACGAAGAUUUUUGGGGGAACCAAACGCUACCAGGAUAAGUUAAAUGUGGAUGUCAGCGCUGAAGGUAAUUUUUACAAAUUUAACAAAGCAACCAACCCAAAAGCAUGAUUCCUUGUCAGACUGAUGUUAUUCACAGAUUAGGACAAGCGUUGGCCACUACACGUGAUAUCCGCUUCCAUACCGACUCACGUGUCCAACACGUAUGUAAAAUUCUUGGAACAAAAAUAUUGUUUAGAUACGAAAAGUGCAACACGCCUCCCACAGGAUUGGCUUAGUUCCCUUAGGUGACUGCCUUCUUUACUGCACCAAAAUUGUCCCCCUGACGCCAUGGAAGCAAGUUUUUUUUACAACUCUAAAAAGUGUAACUUAUUAGCGUAGCCAUUGUUUUAGACUAUUCAACAGUUAUUCGCCGAAGGCGAAGUUAAUAUUGUUGAAUAAUCCCCGAGACGAAGUCGAGGAGAUUAUUCAACAAUAUUAACCGAGGCUGAGGUGAAUAAUUGUUUUAGUAUAUUCACACGAAGUGAUUUCAAAAGAAUCAGAAAGGAAACCAUUAAAAAAUGAUUAGUUUGAUUGACGGGUGAAUUCAUGGGUGAACACGAAGCCGUAAACAGUCUCAUGGAUACGCAAAAGUUAGAUCUUUACAGUAUCUUCAAACAUGGCAAAUGAUAGUUUUAAUCUUUUUGUAUCGAGUUUUGUAAGCUUUAGCCUCAACGGUUUAAAAGAAAACGCCGAAACUUUAAAUUACUACUCAAUUCUGAGAAGAAAAGUAGAGCUUUAUUUGUUUCUGCCAACUCACCGUGAAUGAGAAAGUUUUCUUUGUCGCUUCUUGCAAAUGCUGUCAACAACGGCUACGAUCUAGGUGAGCGUUGUUUAUCUCCAAUGUUCUUUGCCUUGUUAACUUGCUGGCACGAACAAUUUUCGAAAGUAUUUGCCUUCUUCUUUAGUCUCGCUUGCGUAAGCAGCGAGACUCAUAAUCUGCAACGUGUUUUUCGCCCCGGAGGGGUAGUCACUUAUAUAGGCUGUAUAGGUAUGUGCCGCGCUAAAACGAUUUUUUUUUUAGCCGUUUUGGUUUGAAAUAGGGUAUCAAUUUCGACCAUUUUGGUCUUAAACAGGGUAUGGCUUGUGCCUUCUAGUCUUGAAUUUGGCAUGUUUUUUAGAAGAAUUAGCUACUUCUUCAUCAUUUGGCGAUAAAUCCAUUUCCCUUUUAAUGUUUACGCCAACUACCGUGUACGUGCCGUAACAGCUUGUCAUGCUUCGGUCACGCGCUGGGCUCCAGGGCUUCAGGUCUGAAAUAGGGUAUCAAAUUUUUGAUCAGGUCUGAAAUAGGGCAGGGAAAAUCACAGAUUUUGGUCUGAAAUAGGGUAAGGGUUUCAGGAAGCUUGCUGCACACCCCACCCAACUUUUCUGGAAGUACCCGCCCGGAAUUUUUGGUCCGUUUUUGGGGUCACAAAAAGCAGGCCAUUGUGCCAGGCGUUCCUUGCGGAGACCGUGGAAACUGGGUCUAAGAAUCGUUGCGUGAUUGAAGCCACGCAUGUUUUGCGAAGAAAGCUUAGGAAAGAUUAAAUUUUGAGCUUUUCCGAAACGUGUCGGCCCACGAAUUCUAUCGCUUGAAAGCGUUGAUUACUUUGGAGCAAGUAAACACUGCUGAGUGGUCGAAAAAAAUAAGAGUCUCAAUUAGCAAAAUUGCGAUGAUCGGGUGUUGUAAACUUUCACUGUAUGCAAAUGAGUCUUGUGAUGAGCAUGCGAUUUAUUUUCGGCGAGGAUUGAAAUGACGUGCCAUGUAAAUAACCUUUUCGAUAACUCUCUGGAAUCGAGGCCCUUGAAUUCUUGUGUAUUUAUACACGCGUAUAGCCUGAUACCGGAGAGGUAUUUUUGGUCGUCGCUAACGCGCGUACUAAAUCAAUUCAGAAACAAAUUACAAGUAUCGACGUCGAUAAAGUAGGAAGUAAAAAACCUUUCGCGAAUAAAUCAGUCCCCCCAAUUAGUAAGGCACUGUACCUGAGCUAUAAGGCAUGAGACUAUUAGAACUGCUAUAAAGUCAAAAAAUGAACAUGCUUAUAAAAUCGCUUAUUUGAAAUGUACUCUUAACCUGAACUCAAAUUCCAAAAAGUGAAGCAUUUUCGUUUAAUACAAGCCGAGAAAACGAAGGCCAAAGUUGAUAUCUAAAAGCGCUUUUUUGGAGAUAUUUAUAAUCACAGGGCUGAAAUCUGACGCGAUACUUUCCGUUGUUGACAGAAAUGUUGCAAUUUUCACAACGCGACACGCGAUAACGCGUUAUGAGUUUCAAGUAAGCCAGGGCAAAUUAUAGCAACAUUCGCUUACAUUCUGCUUCCCCAAAUUAAGUACGACUGUUUUGAUAUUUUGAUAUUUUGAUGACAGAUAAGGCCGCAGUUUAAUGAUCUGUUAUGCAAAUUAGCACGUUGCUAAGGCUAAAAAAUUGUUUACCACGCCAUACUGACAGCACGUCACGCAACGAGUUCAAACGAAGAUUUUCGUAUUUUCUCGCCACUUUCCGUGCUACAAUCAGAUCAGUGUCACAACAAACAUUAAGAACAGCAGUUUACUCGUAAGAGUUCAAGAUGGCGACGAAGAAAACAGCGCAGCGCGACGAAAAUAAAGGGCAAUUUUGCGGCUGUUGGACCGCACUGAAAACAAAUCGAUGUAAAAAGAUGAGGAUUUAUAAUACCGCGCUGAAACUUGCCAGGUUUAUUCACAUGAUGAAAAGGAAAAAUCUAUUGAAUUCCCGGCAAUUCCCGGAAUAUUUUGGAUUUUUUGCGGUGGCCUGAAGUUACGAGGCAUUACAAAAAAGUUCCAUCUCUAUAUCUCAGGAAAAAUUACUGGCUACUGCCGGGAAUUUAAAGGUAAAUGAACAAACUAAGCAUAAGUCAGUUCCGAUUUUCUUGUUAUUCCUAGCUGUCGAGAGAAAGCCAGAAAUACGGAAUUAUUGAAUUUUUGAGCCUGCGAUAUAAAUCGGAAAUAACACCUUAGGUGUGAAAAUUGACACCUCGCAUAUCAAUUUUCUGAAAGCUCAGCUCUCGCUUGAUAGGCCUGUAAUUUUUAUUUUGCAAAAUUCUUAAUCAUUUGAGAAAUAAAUUUUUCAAAUGGAAGGGUUUAUAGCAGAUCAUAUACCUUAAUAAAGCUCAUUAUUAUUUAUUAUCAUGUUUCUUGUAGAAUUAAUCACCUCCUCAUUUUUCUAUCUGAUCUCCAAGCAGGCGAGAGCUGGGAGCCGUUGCAAGUGCGUUCUUGUUUCUCCAUAAAUUAACUUCUAUUUAUAGGCAAAAUUGGUCUUGCGAGAAAAUUCCGAAAUCACAAAACAGUGAUAAAGCGACCUCGUUUUCCUCUGUAGUGGUAAACAUAGCUUCGAGCUUACAAAAAGUCAGCUACGGUAAACCACUUCUCAAUAAAUGACGCUGUUUAAACACAAUGAGGUCUUUUCUUGCCUUCAAAAUCAUCAGCACUUGGAUAUUCGUGUAUUUUCAAGAGGGCUUUACUAUCAAACUUUGGCAAAACACCCAGUUCACGACAGCGAUUUUGUUCUGUUUUAUAUUCACCGCCUAGCGCGGGAAUAUAACGUCAUAGUCCGAGAUAGCUAACUAAUCAGAUUGCUUGAAUUACCAAGAUCACUGAGUGUGUAUAUACUAAAAAACCAUAACUAACUUUGCAAGUUCCACUAUUGAAGUGUUAUUAAAUUGACCCCAGUUCAACUAUUGAAAAGUUCCUCCAAAAUAGAGGUUGGUGAGGAGACAGGAGACGGUGUUUACACGCCAUUUUCCUAAGAAUACGAUACGCCUUGUUCUUCGAUCUCCAACGUGCCAAAAUAAUCUUUUACAUCUUCUUUCGAAAACGGAGCUGUAGAGAAUAAGGGCGCUUAAACAUCAAAAGGACAAUCUUAAACGAAUAAAUUACAUAUAGACGGGGUGGGGUGUAAAGGGUCCCAUCUUUUUGCUGAACCUCUUAACAUCUGUUUUUUUUUUUUUUCGUAUUCCAAACCAGCUGGCUACUCCGGGUUGUUUGACUUUUCCUUCAGUUUAAGUGCAAGUAAGUGGACUGCCAUUAAAAAUUUUACACAUAACACAGUCUUAUUAAUUCAUGGUGGUGAUUGAACUGAAUGAAGCGCAAUUUGCGCGACUUCGAUUUGAAACCUCAAGUGUGAUUUCACACCAAAAUUGCACGACACGAAGUUCAAUUAUCACUUUAUUACAUCCAUUUUGAAAUCGCAGAGUUCAGUCAAAACCAACAGUUUAGUGACAGGGUAGCUGGUUUGUUGAAAAGCGGAAAUAAAAAAGCUUUUACAUCUCCUUUUGUGUUUGAAACAGAACUGAUGCAUUCUAGAGCAAAAAUGGUGCGAUUUUAAAAAGAAACGGUGCGAUUUAGAACAUGAAUGACGCGAUUUAAAACAGAUUUGAUUUAGAGCAAAAAAGGUGUGAUUUGGGAAUAAAUCACGCUGCUGAGAGCCAAUCAGAUUGCAGGGAUCAACAAUGAUUUCAAAAUGGAUAUAAUAAAGAAGAAAAUAGUGUUAAUGGACAACCAAUUUCUAGUUUCCGAAACUCUAGGAUGAAUGGGUGCAAGCUUUGCAGGUAGCGUUUUCUGGCAUCGUUUGUGUGACAAUCGUUACUUAUGAUUGGUCGAUGCUAAUUAAGGCAACCAUUAAUCAAUCUUAUUAUUCAUUCAAAAUAUUUCCCCGAUUCUGAUUGGCUAAAAGCACACGCAUAAUUCACCAUAACCAGCUUUGGAUGACCAAAUUUGGAAGAAUUUUGUGUUUAACGAGGAAAUGACGUCACAAAUGCAGCGUUCGUGCAGGUUAAGGCACCGUUAACCGAGAAGACCUGGGGACAAGGUUGAGUUGUUUUGAUUGUGAACUUGAAAAAUGGCGGACAUUUCACUCGUUUCAAGAGUAAGAACUGGGCGAAAAAAUAAUUAAAAACAUGGCAAGAACAGCAAGAAGACAACUCGAAGGGCGACAUCUGCUAUUUUGAGAAUAUUUGCGGAGCUGGACAUACCCAAACGUUCACUAUCGAAGAUGAACUUAACAUCGAUGGAUCGAUGGAGGUAAGCGUGUUUUAGCCAUGUUUUUAAACUAGGAGUUAUUUUGACUGAAUAAUAAAACAAUUAUUGAAUUCGACUUUCGUAUCAUAUGAAGAAUUAUGGAGAUCUCGGAGGGUGUCAGCCUUAUUCAUUAAUUGUUAAAUAAGUCACGCUUAUCAACCCAUGCCAAAUGAUCCCAGAAAUCGCUGCGCGGAAACCCUGUACACAUUCCCCAUAGAAUUUGUGGAGGAAAAAUUCAUAUUUCGAGACUGAAUAUGGAGCUAAUACUAUUCGUAGAUUUUAGUUAAACUUUUAACAACGAUUUCUCGGUGAUUAGUUCAGUCAAUUUACAGCGUUUUGUUUCGACUCAGUCAGCCCUUUUGUUAUUGAAAGAAGAAGUAAUUAACUAAAUAGGAUUUUAAAUUUCCUUGUAGAAUACGAGGAAAUGAAAAAAAGAGAAAGAAACGGUCUAUCGGGACUGCACAGAAAUCUGCAAUAAAGGGGAAGCAAGAUACCAACUAAAAUCAGUUGAAAAUGAAGGAUGGACCUUGACAGAUGAGUUUGCUGCUUCUGUUUGUGGACUAACAGUAAAAUUCAAAAAGAGGGAGGAAAAGAAAAAAUACAUUGAUUUUCUGAAAUACUGGGGAACGGUAAGUGAAAUAAACUGAAAAUCUGUUUUACUCAUGAAAGUAAAUCGCAAUACAGAAGCUCUCAUUGUGGGAGCUUUAUCAAGGACAACCGAUCAAGACGAAAGUAACAAAAUAUGAAGUAACUAAAAUUUUGUUGUUGUUGUUGUUGUUAUCUUUAAGAAGUACGUAAUACAGUAAGAACCCGCUAACCAGGGUAUAUAUAAGAACCCAGAUUUUUCCAAGUUAGCCUAAAUAGUUUCUUAUAGAAAAGGUAUUUAGUGGGAUUUUAGGUUACUUUGGUUCUUAUAUAAUUAGGUUCUUAAUUUGAUAUGCGACACUAGCGAUCAGCACAGAUACCUACAACAGGGCAUAUGUGAUAUGGAAUAUAUUGCUGUAUUGAAUAAUAUUAUCUAGAAUACAGUUGAGAUGAUAACCAUACAGUAAAUUUAUCUUUCCAAAGUAUUAGCAUGCGUGUCUUUCAUGCUGCUGUAUCCAUAAAAUGCUGUGUUACAUUUUGAAUCUUACCGACUGAAACCUAGACUAAAAUUUUUUUUCUGUAUUUUCAUCUGUACCUUCAUUUUUGUAAAAUAAGAACCUAUUGAAAAUUUUGGGCUAAAUAGGUUCUAAACCACAACCACAAGUUAAGAAAGUUGUUGCCGCCUCUUUAUAACAGCAACUAUAAUCUAAGGCACGCGCGCACUUUCACUUUGCCGCGUUGCAAGACAAAUAGAUUUAAGAACAGUUUUUUUAUGGCUUCAGGCAGAAUUGGAAAUAAUUUUUGGGUUUCUUAUUAUACGUUUUUAGUCUAAGCUAUUACAAUUAUUACUCAUUUUUACAAUUAUUAGUAUAAAUUAUUACCAUUGUGUAAAUACGCAAUUCAGCUUAUGCUGCAAUGUAUUUAAUAAAGUACCUACCUACCUACCUUCUUAUGAAAAGGGGGUUUAAAAUGACUAAAAAUUUUAGCCUAACAGGUUCUUAAAUUUUAGGUUCUUAUAUGCGGGUUACUGUAAUCAGUUUUUACAGUUACUCAGGUCCAAUUUGCUACCUUUAAUUUGCUAACGGCUCUCAAUUCCACGGAUCAAUUGAAUAACACUUGUAUAGGUGUAAUUCAUUCGUGUAAUUUAAGUGUAGCCAUUACAUAAUAGUCAGAAAACAAUAGCCCAACUACACUUGUAAAUUACACAGUUUCAUUAAAUUGCCCCAGUACUUAUAUUUCAUGCUAUUCUAUAGGCAGUGAUAUACCGUUAUCACACAAAUAAGUGCCCCCCUGAUCGAGCGCUUGCCUGGAAUAAACGCCGCAUUCUAGAAAAAAGUUUGAAAGUACCUUAAAUAAGCACCGCAGCUCCUGUACAACCAAAAUUCAAAGGUAACUUAAAAGAAACAGUUUUUUUGUCGCGUUCAACUUUCAAAUAAGCGCCGCGAGCAAAAUUUAAUAAGGGAUACUUAUUCAAGUAAAUCGGAUAGUUCUCGAUCGUGCCUGCUGUUAGUGAUCCACAAUACCGCCCCACUAUAACUGAAACUCUUUUUGAAGUCUCCAGUACGGACAGUGGUAAUGCUAGUUGUUAACCGAUUUUCUUAAAUUAUGUGGCGCUGCAUCCAUACGGUUGAUAAAUUUCAAGCUCAAAUACUUAGGAAUUUCAUGAUUAGGAUCCUUAAAAAUGAGAAGAGAUAAACUAAACUUUCGUUGUCCCUGAAGUUUAGGCAAGGUAAGCGCCUAAAUCAAAAUAUCUCAUGUAGGCUUCCAUCAUAAUUUUACAAAGUAAUUAUACCCAGCAGUGCGGUUUUGAAGUUUCCUGAGCUUUUGAAAGAGGCCGUAUUACAAUUUUUUCAAACCGCCGGCGGUGACGUGAUUGAAGUGAGGUUGUACAACAGCGCGAUAAAUGGUGCGGAAGUUUCAUCACGAACGCGCUUAAUUACACUUAUGCCAGAAGCAGUUUUUUUAGAAAUUGUCCUACGUCAGGCUCUGAUAACUUCUAGCACCAAGGGAUAUAGAAACCGAAACCUAUUUAAUACUUGGGUUUUCAAUUAUUAGAGAUAGUCUUGGUUCAGGGCCAAUAAAGAGAAACUCAGUGCGGAGCAAAGGUGCCGCAGUGGUGAGAUGUACAGCCCCCGAAAUGAUACCGACCUUGAAAUGAUUCCCAUUUCUGUUCACGUCGACCCCGAAAUGAUCCCCAAUUAAUUCUUGGAAUGGAAUGGUAUUCCGCCAAGGAAUUAUUACAAGUCUGUUGCAGCGUUUACGUUCUUGAAUCUCAUUUAACAUUUCAAUACAAACAGUUUAAUAUGUGAUUUUUUAGCGCUUUUGUCAUCUAAUCGCCUUUAUGUCUACUUUUGCAUCUUCAAAAUCAUUUUAAAAUUUCAAAAAAGUGUUCAAACACCAUUUUUAAAAUUCAUUAUCCAAGGCAUGCAGUCUUAACAUCAUUUUUAGGAUUUAACAUCAAUGCAGUUUUGUCUAUAACACGGGCUAUAUAAUAAUCACCUAAGUAAUUGGGGUAAAAAAUAAUAUGCAUUUGAAUGUUUUAGUUUGGUUAUCAUUUGCAGUUCAUGGUGUUACUAAAAAUAUACGAAGUGUAAUCCCAAAUAAAUGUAAUCAAAGAAUGCGAGCAAGUGAAACUCGAUCAUAUGGAAACCAGGCUUUAAAUAAAUGUUGUGCAUUUUGCUGAAUCCAUAGUUCUAGGAUAUCAUUCCAUUCCUAAAAUUAAUUGGGGAUCAUUUCGGGGACGGAGUGAAGAGAAUUGGGGGUCAUUUCGGGGUCGAUUUGGGGAUCAUUUCAUGGUUGGGGAUCAUUUCGGGGGCUGUACAGAGAGCACUCGCCUCGAGCUCGCCCACCAAUGAGUCCCGGCUUCGAAUCCUAGCGUCUACGCUAUAUGUGGGUUGAGGUUUUUGUUAUUUCUCCCCCUUGCUCCGAGAGGUUUUCCUCCGGGAACUGCGCUUUUCCCCUCUUCUUAAAAACCAACACAGUUUCAACGAGUUCUUAAGAACUCUUACAUGUAAGUCCUCAAACAGUUUUUUUUUAAUAUAAAAAGUCACAAUGCUUGUGUAAGGCCGAUUCUUGUUUUAUUUCUUUUCAGCACGUUGUGGUUAAAGUUGUAUUGGGGACCAAAAAAAUCACAAGAUUUAGAAGCUCUCUGAAAGAGUUUAUGUCUUAUGCUUCAGAAAAUGUAAGGAAAGCGUUAACUAGGUGAUUAUUUUAAUAGUCACGUAAGCAAUAUGGGGAUCGAGAGUCAGAAUGUAUUUUUGUCUUUCUCUUUUUUUUAAUGGUGAAAUUUCCUGCUUCUCGCUGUAAAUUUUUUUUUUGCGUAAUCUGGCACGGUUUCAGCAGCUUUGUUAAUUCAUUUUUGUAUUGCUUGAAAACAGUACGAUUGUAUUUUCUAUACUAUUGAUAACUUAAAUUGUUAGGGUCUUGGGAUUAAUUUAUUGCAAUUGCUUAAAUUGCUAUAGACUGACCAUAUCCUUAUUAAAAUUUGUAUUUCUGCGUUCACAUCACUCUUCAUUCUAUGUUUUAUUCCUUUGACGGCUUAAGGCGUUUUCAGCAAAUGAUCCUUGUCCCAAUGUAUGGAUCUUUAUAGCUCAGUUGGUAGAGCACUGCAGCGCUAAUGCAGAGGCUGAGGGUUGCAACUUGACUGACCAGUGCAAAAGGCCCAUGAGUAUGCAUUGUUCUUGCUGUCUUUUUUCUAGACUACGAGCAGCCUCUCUUUUUUCUUAGUCCGUCAAGCAAAACGCGCGAGACACGCAAAUGACCACGCGCGUGAUUGAAGGCGCGAGAUGGGAGAGGUUGCCGCCCUCGUUUCGCGUUGCUUGCGACUUCGCCCCUCCCGCGAGUGCACUGCUUUCACUAAAUCUGAAGAAAAAGAGAGACUGCUCGCAGUCUAUCUUUUUUCGUGCACCUAACAUAACAUAACAUACACUUUAUGACGACUCCUCUAUACGGGGAUAUUCUGAGAAAGUGAAGGACGUUUACACAGAUGGUUUGAUAUAUCGUCCAAUAUUUACCGCUUCCUAUCGGUGAAUAACUGUUUUGAAAAAAAAAAACCGCUUUCGAUUCUCUUGACUGAAUAUUUUUUCAGGUCGGCAGCAGUGUGUCUGUGUCAGGAGGGUACGGAGGAGCUACGGGGUCUGUCAGCGUUGAUGUCAAUACAUUUGAAGAAUCUGAGGAGACCAAAAAAGAUUUUGGGGAACAACAGCUCGUUUACACUGUUGGUGGAGACUCUCUUCCUGAGCCAAUUCAGGUGACACUACUAGGAAUUGAAGAAACGCUGGAGCAGAAGUUUUGGAGCAAUUUAGGAGAUCUUCAAAAAAAGAAAUCAUGUAAACGAAUGAGCUUGAAAAAGCUGAAAAAGUUUUUGAGAAACAUGAAGCAAGCUAUCAAGGCAUACCCGAAAGAAAUGGAAGUAAAACGCGCUAUGGGUAUGAUCACACUUUAACUUUAUACCUUUUAUCAUAUACAGUAAGCAGUUAACAGCAUUGUCUACCUGCAACUUAAGCCUACAGUUAUUGUUAUCACAAGUGUACUACUACGUCAACGUUGACCGUUACCGCUAGGAUCUCCAUAUCCUAAGGAUCCCUUACAGUGGAUUUCCACGGCCGCGUGAUUUUCACGUGCGUGCGCACGUAAAUUUAACGCGCGUAAAUAAAAUAGAGGCAUUAUGUAUGGAAGGUCACGCGUCAACGUAAGAGGUAGCCCACGAUCAACUUUGACGUUUACGCGCGGCCUUUCAUACAUAGCCCCUAUUUUAUUUACGAGCGUAAAAUUUACAUGCGUACGCACGUGAAAAUUACGCGACAGUGGAAAUCCAUCCAUAGGGAGGAUGGCCACUGUCGCGUAAUUUCUACUUGCGUACAUCUACGUUCGCAAAUAAAUGAAAGGGAAUGUAUGAUGAAUGAUCGUGCGUAAAAUUAAAAGUUUAACUUCGCUCAACUUCAGUUUUAAGGGCAACACUUCAUACGUUGUCUCUAUUUUUUUGUUGUUCGCGAGUAAAAUUUACACGCGUGUACACGCACGGGACAAUUACGAGUCAAUGGCAAUCCGACCUUAACCAGAACAAAGCAGUAGCCUUAGAAACAAACACUUUAACUUACCCAGCGGUCACGUGUUACUGAAGUAGCUUCUAUAUCUGCAGAUAACCCCAUGGAACUUCAAUUGUCUUGGCCAUCAGGAUACUUUUCGUUGUUCACCGCUAGUAAAGACGGCACCGACGUGUGUCCACAGGGAACUGGAUUCAAGUGGCGUCCAGGCAGUGUAACAGACCAAAAUCAUGUUUUAAUUGCGUCCACUAACCUUGAGUCUAUUGGUGUUGGGGCUUAUGUAGGAGUGAAGUAUGGGUUCUGCACAAAGACUAAAGAACCUGGCAGUUCAUAUUUCAGCCAAGUCUGGCCCAGUGGCAAAUAUUGCAUCUUAAGGAAAAGUAGCAACCCUGGAAAUCCAAGUUGCCCUAAGAGUAAGUUACAUGUAUCCUUUUUUUUCCCUAACGUUGAACUGGCCUUUCGUCGGAUUCCGGGGUUCCUCGCUGUCCUAAAACUAAACAAAUAGUUGAAAAGAAUUAAACGUCAAAGGUGAGCGAUUUGACUGUAACAGUAAACUCCAAUAAACACUCACUGGACUUGUGUUUCCAUUGAGCUGUUUUCCCUACCUUCCUUUUACUAUUAACCUGAUCUCACUUGCUUUUAGGCCUUGUGUUUUUUUGUUUCAGGAAUAUGAAACUCGCCGUAGCUUUGGUAGUGGACGUGUCCGAUGAAACGGCAAUAUCAAGAAUUUUUGUAACGCGGAAUUGUGCCUUUAUCGGAGUUCCAGACAGUACUGAAGUUACAGAAAUACUGAAGCUGUCGAGAGGGUGAAUAAGCCAUUCAUUUUGAAAAAUAUGUUUUUUUUAUUUGUGUAAACAUUGUUUAAUCAUCAGAUUUCGAGGCUGCUUCUGUUACUUGGAAUGAUGACUGGAGGUUUAUGCCAGUCCCUGACGGCUAUUUGAAAUAUCCAGUAAAAGAAGGCACAUACCCUGAUGGUUCGUUUGACAGUGACAGACACUUAAAGAUAGAAUUCUGCUGCAGGCAAGAUGGCUUUGUGGACAAUGGAAUUCAUUUACCCUUGGGUAAGACUCGGUUAAUUUUCAGGCUUUUACAAAGAAAAGAUAAAGUACAAAGAAAGAGGAGUUUGAUAAACAUCAUUAAGAUUCAUACUUCGCACUCUGACUUUUGUGAACUUGAAAAAAUUACUUUAAAUUUUUAUUAACUUAUACUUGUAUGUUUUCUUUUAAAAUUCUAUUUAUAUCUAAUUUACGUCGCUAUUCGGACAUAAAACUUGUGCUGGUUCUAUGCUUCAUCUUCAUUUAGUGAUUAUCGCUUUUAGAAAUCGUCUCCUUAGCUCCUUCAUUCCUUAUCGGCAGAUAACCGCACUUGUUCUGUUUAAGACGGGAAAAUUUCUUUGACGCUACACCCUUUGGUAAGCCCAAAUCGAGCCUUUGUUCAUAACUGACAGGAGCACACACCGUUUAGAGUUUCCACGUCAUCGUUCUUUACGAGAAACACUUUCCCUUAAAAUAUUAGAUAGCAAAAAUCUGCCUUUCAGCAGCAUUUUACUUAGUAGCACUUGUUUGCCGGUGUUUUAAAUCUUUUUAGAUUUUUUGAUAUAAACUUUGGCUUAAAUGCAUUAAAGGAAACCAUGUGUAAUUAAUUUUCUUGCUUUAUAAAGGACGGAUACAAUCAAGAUGAAAUAUAUACCUCUUAUUAGCCGAGUUUUCGGUCCGUACUGUAAAUUACGGACCGAGUUUUUUUUUCAUCGAUUUAUGGCCCGCGCGCUUCGCGCUUGGGCCAUAAAUCGAUGGGAAAAAACGAGGAUCCGUAAUUUACAGUACGGACUGAAAAAAAACGAGGCUAAUAAGAUGUUUAUUAUAUGGCUUCGUCCUGUUUGGGGGACCGGAAACAAGUGCAGGACGCACGAUUUGACAGUCAUUUGACAGGUGUCAAAAAAGAAAGUUUUUAUUGGCGCACGAAAACAAUAGCACACAACAAAGGCUUUCCGAGAAAGUAAAAACAAAUUCGCCAUGUUAAAAAAGUUUAUUCGGUCAAAACUAAGAGCUCUGUAAGUUUUAGCUCUUAAAUGUAACGCUGGUGUAUUUUGGAAACCGGACACUGUGUCUGUCUAGAAGUCGUUUCCAUCUUUCCUCCGUUUGUUCUUCUGAAAAAAACACUGCAAAAGGCAAAGAAACUUUUCAAGGUAAGUUUGUCGCCAUUGUCGAAAGAUUCGCUCGUUAAUUGUUUUUGGGAAAACCUCUCUUUCUGCCAGUUCAUUCUUUUCUUCAAUUGUGAUCUGCGUUUAAAUUUUCAAACACUGACUAGAAUUCUCUUCCUCGGUAAGUUAUUAAACCAAAGCUAGGUUAAAAUUUGGAAAGGCAAAGUCAACAUCCCAGUCUCAGGGUUUACAUACAUUUUUCAACGUUUAUUCGGUGAAAACUAAGAGCAUUGUAAGUAUUCACUCGUUAAUGUGACGCUGGAGUCUUUUGAAAACUGGACAUUAUUGUGUCUGGCUCGAACUCGCUUCUACCUUUCUUUCGUUGGUCUUUGAGAAAAUACUGCAAAUGGCAAAGAAGCUUGUCAAGAUGAUCGGGUGCAGGUAUGUUUGAUAUCAUAUUUGUUGAAGGAAUUACUCAUUUUCUUUUAGGCAAAACAUCUCGAAUCUCUGGCAGUCGAUUUUCGUCUUCUUAAACUACGAUAAAAUUUUCAAACACUGACUAGAAUCCCCGUCGAUAAGAUUACGAGUUAGUUUCUUCAUCGCCUUCGUUCACAAAUAAACACAGUUUAAAAUGUUGAAGGCCAAAGUCAACAUCCAAGUCUUCAAGGUUGACAGGCGUCUUAUAACUUUAUUUAAACCUUUUUUUCUGAGGUAAAGAGAUUUAGAGCUCCGAAAUGAGCAUUUUCUUUAAAAAUUUUGAUCCGUAUAGCAAGUUACGGACCGCAAAUUGACCAAUCGCAUGGCGAAAACAGACUCAGCCAUAUAAUAAUUAGUUAUAACUAAGAUCUUGUAUAAUGGUUUAUCUGUGUAUGCAGCCUCUACACCUGAGCUUACUACUGUCCAGCAGUUCCUUCACAGGUGCCACAAACGUCGCUCUCAUGCUUUAGAUACGUAUGAUUAGGUCGAAAAAACCGACAGGUUAUUUUACAGAAAGAUAAGUAGGCAGUCUAACCAUCCUUUAUACAAUCUUCCGCCCAGAGCUAAAGAACCCUCGAAAGGUUUAAGAAUUCGAAGUAGCCAGUUACCCUGUAUCAACACGGGACGUUUUUCAAGUUUUAUAAAUAGAUUGUAUUCAAAGUACUCUCUAGCUUUUUAAUUGUGUAAUCUAAUUUUACAUCUUGUAAGUACUGCUAUGUACACUGUACCUGUAUGAUAAUAAAGAUAUUUGAUACAUUUACUCUGUUUUUUUUUUAUAGAGAAUCCGUUUAUACUGGUAAGAGUCCAAGGAUUCUCGUGUCAAAAGGUUUGUGGUGCACAAGUAACAGACGUAGCUGUGAGAACCGCUGCGAAUACUCCAACGUUUGAAGCUCCCAAUUCAGAAAUAAACGGAAAUGUUAAACCGUUUGGAAUGGUAUCUCGUCAAGAAGUUGAGCUGCGUUUCUGCCACUAUAAAAAAUUGGAAGAUGGUUUGUACAACGGGUAUUUUGUUGCUGUUAACUAUAAUGUUUGUUGGUAUUUUAAUGAGGUUAUGACUACGCAUUUCCGUGUACUUUUGCCUGGAGUCUUUCGUUAACCUAAAAUGACGACAAUCCGUAGCCUCACAUUAUGACACACUCCAGCGUUUAUAGAAAGUUUUUUUCUCCCUUCCCUACCGAGGUAGUCGUUUACGAGAGCUUUAACCAUAUUUUAAGGAAACUUUCGCAAAUUUUAAUUUUCUUCGCUGUUACCCGGCCGAUUCCCGCCAUGUUCUCGCGACAGCUUGACUCUUUUGCCUUGGUUAAUCUCGAUUACCUCUGGUCUUGUCUCUUGACUGACGUCUUAUGCUUUUUAGUUUACACGUUUUAUUUUAACAUUUCUGGAGGUAAGUAUCUCUCGUGAAAACAUGGCAUUAGAGGUCUUGAAUGAAGUUUUUGAAAGGGACCUCCCAUAGAAUAUAGUUUUCGGUAGAGGCAAGUAUAAGUUAAUCCAGUUGAUUUUGUGCAAUGGUAGACGGUGCAUGGGUCCUUGUGAUAACAGGGAAUUCGUAUUCAAGUAGUUCGAUAGUUGUAGAGUUCUGUUGUGUUCCAAAAUAAUACAGUUUUCUUGUAAUGCAUUUCUUGUACACGUUUUUGGAAGAUUGUUGUGAAGAAGUUGUAGCGCUCAAAACGGUCUUGGCAAUAAUUUUUCCACUUACUUUUCUUUUUUUCUUCGCAUUCGUAGCUAAAUUCCUUAGGCUUGAUUUGAUUGAAACUCCCAUGAAGGCACGCACGGCUGAGAGAGAAUGUCAGAGUAGGGGAGGUCAUCUAGCCAGCAUCCACAGUCAGGAUGAAAAUCGAACUAUCAAGGAAAUGGUUGGUUCAGGAUCGAUGGCCUGGAUUGGCUUGAAGAGGAGGACCGUGCGAAACAGACCGUGGGUCUGGACCGAUGACACAGAACUGGACUUUGGGGAGUGGAAACCAGACGUCACCGACGAUGAAAACUAUGUUUCCAUCAGCGGAGACAAUGGCUUGUGGAAGGCGAAGACGAACGACGCGAAGCUCCCUUUCGUGUGCAAAGUAAUAGACAACUGCCCAUAG
This is a messenger RNA of Porites lobata, 15734 nucleotides long. NCBI's taxonomy places the organism in Eukaryota, Metazoa, Cnidaria, Anthozoa, Scleractinia, Poritidae. The record is from the annotation of a GenBank genome assembly.